AUGAUAUUUCAAAACAUAUUCACACGAAAAUCAAUUUUAAUUUUCUUCCUUUUAUUUGCGUUUUCAAGUUCAUAUAUUAACGCAGAAAGUUCUAAUGAACUUCAAGCUGUUAAAAGAGAUGUUUUACCCGAUUUUAACGUUCCUGUGGAGGGGAUAGAGGGAGCAGAAUUAGUUGGUGAUGCCGAGUCACAAUUAGUUAGAGUUGAAGCAGAAGAUCCUGAUCUUGUUGGAUCAGUACUUGAUAUCAACAUUAAAGAAGCUAAUAAAAUUCAAUCAGGAAUUAGACCAAGUUCACCAAUUAUGGAUAUAGAAGAAUCAAAAGCAUUAUUUCUUAGUAUAAUGAUGAUUAUUGUAUCAGAAAUAGGAGAUAAGACGUUUUUUAUUGCAGCCUUAAUGGCGAUGAAAAAUUCUAGAAUUAUAGUAUUUUCAGCUGCUCUUUGUUCAUUAAUACUAAUGUCGGUUCUUUCGGCUGUUUUAGGUUAUGCUGUGCCAAAUUUAAUUCCAAAGGAAUAUACAGACUUUCUUGCAGCAUUAUUAUUUUUAUGUUUUGGUCUUAAAAUGUUAUACAGUGGUUAUUAUAUGUCUGAAGAAGAAGCUCAACAAGAAUUAAAUGAAGUAACACAAGAAUUAAAAGAGAAGGAAGAAUUUGAUCUAAUUGAAACUGCCGAAGCUGGUGGUGUAGAUGAAGAAGUAAAUCAUUCUGGUUUUAAAGAUGGAUUAAUCAAUUUAUGCCAAUUUAUAUUUUCUCCCGUUUUUGUUCAAACUUUUGUACUUACAUUCCUGGGGGAAUGGGGUGAUCGUUCUCAAAUUGCAACAAUUGCCUUAGCUGCCGCUCAAAAUGUUUAUUUUGUAACUUUGGGAGUUAUUCUUGGUCAUAGCAUUUGUACGGGUAUUGCUGUCAUUGGAGGAAGAUUUUUGGCUGCAAAAAUUUCCGUUAAAUCAGUAACAAUUAUUGGUGGAUUGCUUUUCUUAGCAUUUUCAGUUUUAUAUUUACAUGAGGCAAUAUCAGUAUAA
This is a messenger RNA of Funneliformis caledonium, 1014 nucleotides long. Lineage: Eukaryota; Fungi; Glomeromycota; Glomeromycetes; Glomerales; Glomeraceae. The record is from the annotation of a GenBank genome assembly.